UUUGCCUCUCCAUAAACUUUUUGUUCACUGCUGUUAUUUAAUACAUACUACUGCUAUUUCUUUUUGGUUUGACAGUGGCACACAACUAAUUAAGAAACAUGAGCAACUCUACUUAUCCAACAUCUCCCAGCACGAUUGGGUCCACUGCUUCACGAAGUAAAACCGUUGUUCGGCAGAAAUAUAUACCACCUCAACAACUUUACGAAGAGGACGUUGAACAACAAGCAGACCAGAUGGAUGACAAUAAUUAUGAAAGCGAUUUCUCCCAAUUCGAAGGUAGAUGCAACUUGACAUCGAAAACCUUAACUGAAUAAAUGAGUUGUCAAACGAUACUCAACGUUUCACCUUUUAACCAGCUGUCUUGAGAGAAAUUCACGAAGGGUGGCAGUUCAUGUUGGAAGAUGACUUUGACCCAGUGUCGCUUACUUUAAAGCUUAUGGAUGAUAGCUCAGUUGGUAAAAAGAAAGAUUAUAAGGCCUUUCAGCGUAUUUUGUACAAUCUAGAUAUGGCCUUAAAAACAAUUGUCAAUGAUUAUUAUCGCGGAUUCAACAAUUCUAUCGGUACCUUUGGGGGUGUUUUACAGUAUAUUAAUGAUUCUUCCAACAGAGUUGUACAUAUUAAAAAUAAUUUAAAGCGUUGUAAAGAAGAUUUGUUGUUGAAAAGAAACGAUCUGUUGAACCUCUGGUAUAAAUCUCAACAAUACAAAGAAAUGCUAAGCAUAUUAGAGACAAUUGAGGAAUUACGAACGACUCCGGAAAAGAUAGAUGCGCUCAUGGAGAACAAGCAGGUAUUAAGCGCUUCAAAAUUAGUUAGCCGUUCGUUGAAGCAAGCUAUGAAUAAGGAUAUGAUGCAGAUUGGUGCUUUGGACGAUAUUAGAAGAAACUUGAAGUCCCAAAAAAAUUUGUUAUAUGAUACUUUAAUUGAAGAGCUUCACAACCAUUUGUAUUUGAAGAAUCCAUAUUGCGAUUCAAGAUGGACAGCUUACACCCCAGGACAACAAGAUCUGCCUGAAAUUUCAGUUAAGCCAAGACAAAUGGAUCAAAACCAAACGAAAGAUGCUCGUACGGUUCAGGAGGUGCUUGUUGAGGAAAACGAUAUUUUAGCAGAAGAUCCUGAUAAAAACCCAGAUACCGACUCCUACUAUUACAUGGAACUUAUCAUGGAAUCGUUACUUGUAUUGGGCGAGAUUUCAUCUGCUUUGCAGACCAUCCAAGAGAGACUGCCUGUUGAGGUUCAUACACUCGUCGACAAGACAAUUGCUGAAGUAGAACAAAGACAUUCUAACCAAUGGAGUCAUUACACACAUCAAAUACAAAGCUACCAUAAUAAGGAUAACCAUAGCGGCUAUUCAAUGAUCGAUAAGAAUAACAGUGACGAAUAUGAUAUAUAUUGCUUGGACAAAGCCAAUUCAGAAGCGAAAAAUGAAAUUUUGAAAGACCUCUUAUGGACCUUGUUCUCAAAAUUGAAAUCAGUAUUAACAGGCCAUCGAUUUGUAGAGACAUGUGCUAGACAUAUUAAACAGAGGCUAUUAUCUGGUACUAUGAUUGAUUUAGAAGAAGGUUCAGGUUCCAGUAUCAAUAUUUAUCAUUUCCACGAAAUUUGGAAACCUAUUCAGUCAGAGAUUAAAUCCCUUUUGCAAGAUUAUUUAACGAACUCUUACCAAAACAUUGUUUCCGUGAAUGACCCUGUUGUUAACACGAAUGCCAGUAAUAACAUUUCUCAAAAUAAAUUUUUCAGCUUUGCAGCAGAAACAGCGUAUGAUGAUUCAUACACCAAUGAUAGAAAUGACGAGGACACGGAAGCGACCUAUGAUGAUUUGAAACAAAAACUCUUCCUCACAUUCAAGAGAAAACAGAUACCAGGAUUUGAUCCGUCAACUAUCCAUACACACUCCACUAUCAUAGAUAAAUACGCCAUCAAUAAUAUGUCCUCAAAAGGCCACAAAGUACUAAUCAAGCCCGAUGCCUAUAAUGUCAGUAUUCUGUUAAAGCCAACAAUGUCGUUCUUGAGCCAUGUAAAAGAAGUGUUUCCAGAUUACGAUGACCGCAAUGAAGAAGCAUUUGGUAGCUUUUUGGAUGACUUUGCUGUUAAUGUUUUCUUGCCUCAAAUUGAAGAGAAGGUCAUGCAAUUGAUACAACAUGCUACUGUUGGUAUCGAUGCUUUCCAAGACGCCCGUGAUUAUCACAAUUAUUCCAAAUACCCUAUUACCAAGAGUGCUGUUGCCCUGAUAUCAGUUAUUCAAAGUCUCUGCCGUACUAUGCAUAUUAUGCCCUUUCAUACAGAUGAAUAUGUUCGGUUGAUUGAAGUUGUUCUUCUCAAAUUUUAUGAAAAAUGUUACCAAAGGUUUUAUUCCACUGUGGCCAAAGGAGCCUCCUCUAUUAUUGAUAGCUCCACUAACAACAAUGUUACGGAUGUUACUAUCAGUACAAGUGGUGACUGGGCCCAAGAUGAGAGUUUAGUAGGCUUACUAUGUCAAAACUCUCUUUUUGACGAAGAUACGGCGUCCGAUCCAGAGUUCAUUAAAGCGCUACAUCAAGCAGAAAUAAACAUGGAAUUGAAGUUAAAAAAUGAUAGAGUAUUAGAAACAAACGAAUUAAUGUUUGAGCCCAAAAAGCAUAUUGCUUUGGGACGACUUUAUCAUACGAUAAAAUGGUUCGUUAGAGAAAUAUGGACACUGCGCUCGCCUUCAGUGAAGGAGGCUACUGCCGUAAAAGCCAGCAACCAGGAACAACAGCAAUAUCAUCCUACGAAUGGACUAAAAAAUACGAAACGGUGGUCAACACAGGAUAUGCCACCACAGCCGGUGGAGGAAGGGUCAUCUCCUACUGUAGACGAAAGUCAAUAUAACACGCUGCAGGUUUCUCUAGCUUUAACGGAAGAUAUAGCAAAGCGGUUUGAUGCUCUACUUACGACAUAUCAGCAACUUGCUGAGACGUGUCUGUUUACAUUAAGAAUAGAAGCACGUAAUCAUACGAUGUAUUAUCUGGAGUUAGCCAUUCGUGAUGGCAAUUAUUAUCUGGAGGAUGAAACCUUUGAACCUGAUCCAUAUAUCAUUACACUGAAUGCAGAUUUGAUGGAACUGAGUGAAAGUGUCAACGCAUCACUACCGCCUCGCGAUGAAGAAUUCGUAUUUGAUGGCUUACCACGCCUCAUUGUCCAUCUUCUUAUAUCGGAAGCAUCUUAUAUAAAACGUCUGAACAAAAAUGGCAUACAAAAAAUGCUUCGUAAUAUUCUGGCAUUACAACAAAAUAUGAAUAACCUUGUCCCUACCUCGCAGUGUAGUAUCAUGGAAAGGGCUAAAGAAUAUUACCAAAUAUUUCAGCUGGGAAGUGAAGGAAUUAUCAAGUCUAUCCAAGAAAACGGACCUAAGUUCAGCUUUGACGAAUACCGUAUAUUACUUGGCUUGAUCCAUGACAUUAAUUUGGAUCAGGAUGAUGAACAACAGCAAAUUAAGCAUAAUAGUUGUACUGCUGCUGAUAGUAAUACGACUACCUAUGACGAAGUUCGAAAAGCGAAUCAUAACAAGUAUAGCGAAUGGCUUCUGGAACUUGUUGAAGUGAUGGCAGAUUAUGAAAAUUAGAUUGUAUAAUAAAAAAGGAUUAGUUAUUUUACUAUAAUUGGAGGGAGCAAACCAACUGUAUC
Messenger RNA from Mycotypha africana, 3642 nucleotides. RefSeq names its product Sec8 exocyst complex component-specific domain-containing protein. The transcript is spliced from 20 exons. Gene Ontology annotation, biological process: Golgi to plasma membrane transport; exocytosis. NCBI's taxonomy places the organism in Eukaryota, Fungi, Mucoromycota, Mucoromycetes, Mucorales, Mycotyphaceae. The record is from RefSeq and is a predicted model, not a curated record. Gene Ontology annotation, cellular component: exocyst. Bases 392 to 3580 code for a protein of 1062 amino acids.